Maylandia zebra (zebra mbuna) is the source of this 924-nucleotide messenger RNA. Lineage: Eukaryota; Metazoa; Chordata; Actinopteri; Cichliformes; Cichlidae. The record is from RefSeq and is a predicted model, not a curated record.
UACAAGGUAACCUGACGAAAGCUCAAAGUGCUUUGGUAUUAAACCAGAUAGUGUUUUUUUAAAUCAAGACUGAAGUGCAACUAAAAACAAAAGGAAACAGCAGGGAAAUCUCGCUGAGAUACUAACAUGGGGUGCUGGGCCAAGUUGAAGUCAUCUGGAUGGGUUUACCCCACAGCCAUCCUGUCACUCUAUGGAUUUUUUGCAAACUGUAGGGUUGCAGAACCUUUCCUGACACCAUACCUUAUUGGACCACGCAAGAACAUUUCUGAAGAAGUGGUCAACUAUGCUGUAGUGACUUCCACGGAGGUUGCCUACUUUUCCUAUAUUUACAGUGUAAUUCCAGUAGAGAAUUACCAAAGAGCUACUGGUUACCUGCGCAGUGCAAUGUUGGCUGGAUAUACAUUUGGCGCCACCCUUGGCCAAAUGCUUGUCUCCCUUGCUGGCCUGGACUACUUCUAUAUCAAUACUAUUACCCUGGGAAUUGUGAGUGUGGCAUUUCUCGUCUCAUUCUGGUUGCCCAUGCCCCAGACAAGCAUGUUCUUCAAAGGGAAGAAGGCUGCAGCAGUAGACUGCCAGCAAGAGGGGCCACAGGGAGAGAAGGAGUCAGUGACGGAUAAGGAUGGAGAAGGCUCGGGGAAAGGGAAGAUGGAAUAUAAUGGCAGUGCUGGCUACUGCAGCAGAGAAAACGUGGCCGCUGCAGUUCAUCUGCUUUGGCAAAGCUUCAGGGAGUCCUACUCUUCCAGACAUUUAAUCUACUGGUCCCUGUGGUGGGCUCUGGCCACAGCUGGUUACGUGCAGGUCUUCAACUACAUCCAGCUUAUGUGGGACCAUAUAGAGCCAUCUGCCACAUCAUCCAUCUACAACGGAGGAGUGGAGGCUGCGUGCUCUCUUGAGAAGACGACCGACUACUGUACCACCCGCUAA